Dentiscutata heterogama is the source of this 341-nucleotide messenger RNA. Lineage: Eukaryota; Fungi; Glomeromycota; Glomeromycetes; Diversisporales; Gigasporaceae. The record is from the annotation of a GenBank genome assembly.
AACAAGAGUGCUUUGUCAUUGUCUGGGCUACUACUUAUUUUUGUCAAUACCUCCAUGGUAGUUGUUUUACCUUGGUUACUGACUACUUGGCACUUGAGUUAUUGUUAAAGAAUAUUCUGUCUAAAGGACUUCUUACUUGUUGGAUCUUAUUUUUGCAAGAAUAUGAGUUUGUUAUAGUCUACUAUUCUGGUAAACAACACUCUAAUACAGACAGUCUUUCUCAUAUAAUAAACUCUUCAGAUCAAAAACCUGGUCAUCAUUGCCCCUAUUGUCUUGCUUCAUACAAUUUUAAGACCAAAUUGCCUCUAAGUCAAAAACCUCUACAAUUUGUACAAUUUUGA